UGCGCGUCGUGAACCCCCAUAUGUUAUUCUUCACGUUGUGACUCAUAUCGCAGCACAUGUGUCGCAAUACUUUUGUUUUGUUUUUGGCGCUCAGUUUCCGAAGUGGACCGGGCGAGUACAGACUAUAAGUGACUAUGAGCUCCGAUGAAGUUUUCGGAUUCGGACUUUUUGACGAUAUUCCUCCGGAAGGACAGCCCCAUCCUCUGCUAAUUGACGACUUCGAGACGGAUGAGGAUGUUGGAGUUAAAGUGAAGAACAUCUACGCACCGACAAUCGACGGUACAGCGUUGCAUCGAGCUGUACGAAGUGGCGAACGGGUUAAGAUCGAAGAGAUUUUAAAAAUGUAUCAGGAUGACUUCGAUAAAGUGAAAAAAUGUUUGGAGCCGAGAUAUCAAUUAGAUUUGGAAGAUCCAAUUUGGCUUGAUAAGACCAUUUUGGUUGCAAACAGUGUUAAACAGUGCUGGAAAGCUAGCAGUUUGAACUGUCAAGAGAUUCAUGAAGACCAUUUGCAACGAGCAAUCUUAGUUCUGUUACAAAAACCAGUAGAAGGUGAAUGCAUAGCUGUGAUACAUCCCAAUGAAAACAAUCGGCUCAAGGUAGCUCAACUGAUUGACACACUCAUCCCGAAUGGAUUUCUCACGUGGAACUACACUGGACCACGUGGCACUUGUGAAACCUUUAUGGAAGUGGCUGCUUCUUGUGGAGAAAUAAACGUCAUGCAGCGGCUGCUCAGUCUGGGAGCCAAAAUCGCACUUCCUGGACACAAUCCGCUGAUUCAAGCUUGCAGAAAGAAUCGAAGAGAUGUCAUCAACUGGCUUCUAGAAGAUCAUUUCGAUCAAUUUGACUGCACCCUGCGUGAUUGCAAUCAGUACAACGCAUUCGCAGUGGCGAUGCAACACGCUGACGUUGAACUAGUCACUUUAAUUCUGAAGAAAAUGAUGGCUUACCGGAAGAAAUACCACAAUAAAAGCGAAUCGCAGGCUUUCAGUGAGAUAUUUCAUUUCGAAUCUCGCGAAGCGAGAUUUAUAUCAAUAUUCUCGCUAAUUGGAAGUGAUUCAAUUCAGAAACUCGUUGAAGAUGCAAUCGUCCGGUACAGGUUGGACUUGUCCUACGAAAGGAAGAACUACAGCGUUCUGUUACAGCUGUUAACCAACAAAAUAGCUGUCAAAUACUGUCUGCUGCAAAUACGAGAUCAACCAUCACUGCUGAAACUGAAAACCUACCAAGAUCAUACCGCAUUACAUCAGCUGCUUCAGGAUGGGCAUUUGGAAUUUUUAGAUGGAGAGUAUCAAACACAUCCGGCUGCAAAGAAUUACUUCAACACCGAUGGUGCCUUCAAACUGCUAAAGUGGUUGUUUUGGAACAAGCAUCACCGAACAAUCGAGUUCGUUCUGAAACAUCACCUGCGAUAUCUUAGGAGUGAUAUUAAGAAGCUUGAGAAGGUGUUGCGAUAUUAUAGAGAAGACUGCAAGAAGUUCACUGAGUUGCGCAGUUUUGCUGAAAAUCAGACAGAUUUCAUCCAAAUCGACUUGACUGACACGAUAUUUACUGCCCCACCUCCACUGUAUCACGCCGUAAGCACGAACGAUCUCGCGCUCGCUCGCGAUCUACUCGAAUCGAGCAAAGAAGCUCUCGACCACUUAAAUCACGGCGAAAACCACGCCAUUCACUACGUGCAAAGUCCAGCCAUGCUAACCCUGCUGCUGGAACGCCAUCCCGAUGGUCCUAACCUGAUUCACCGAACGAAUUCUUUUGGAUGCACGGUUUUGCAUCAAAUUUGCGGAUUGGAAGGUGAGGAAGCUGGAGAAAUGCUGGAAAUGGUCAUUGAACUUGGCGCGGAUGUUCACCAACUGGCCAACGACGGUGAAUCGGCUCUGUUUUUCGCGAGAAGUUGUGCAGUUUUAGAUAUUUUAAUGAAACAUAACCUGCCACUGGACUUGGUCAGCAACGCUGGUGAAACGCCACUUCAGCGAGUUCUUGGGAAUGCUCCUAAGGUAGCAAAGAUUUUGUAUCCGCUGGUUCGAGAAUUGCCUUCAUUUAGAGACCAUGCCCACAAGUACCUGAUUGCGGUGGUGAGCUGCUGCACUCGUAGCUUCUUUAAUUUUCACUACCGCGAUCUAUUGGAUCGAUAUCCAGAAACCACCAAGAUGAUGUUCGACUCACUCUACGAACGGUGUCCAGAGGAAGCUUCGAAACUGUUUGCCGAAGCUUGCAGUCGAGCGCUGAACUACGUGGUUGAAAAGUUCCUUGACUUUGACUAUGCGCUGAACUACAACUUCCAAAGUGAAUCUUUGAACGUUCCACUGUCAGGACUGCUGAGCUACAUCGAGGAACCGAACGUGACCCUCGUUCAGCGGCUUCUCGAAAAGAACAUCGACCUGAACGCCCAGAACAGCUUCGGACAGACGGCGUUGCAGCUAUUCGUGAAGAACUUCUCGAAGGCUAAGCUGCAUGGUUACGGAACGGACACAGUUGGACUGUUGAUCCGCAAGGGAUCCCAGAUCAAUACUAGAGAUGUCAAGGGUAAUACAGCACUGCACUUUGCAUACCGGCAACGCGAUUGGGAACUGGUGGAAGUGCUGAUACUGAAUGGAGCCGAACCCGGUAUUGAGAACCGGAAAGGAAAAACUCCGGUGCAGGAGUUGAAUCCGGUCGAUCAAGAGCUGUUUCACUUCUGGAGUUGACGGUUGUGAAGCCGAGAUAAUUUGCGUAAAUAAAGCUAUUUUUACCUGUUGA
Culex pipiens pallens (northern house mosquito) is the source of this 2736-nucleotide messenger RNA. RefSeq lists its product as uncharacterized. NCBI's taxonomy places the organism in Eukaryota, Metazoa, Arthropoda, Insecta, Diptera, Culicidae. The transcript has 2 exons. Bases 135 to 2684 code for a protein of 849 amino acids. The record is from RefSeq and is a predicted model, not a curated record. Gene Ontology annotation, molecular function: protein binding.